Messenger RNA from Zeugodacus cucurbitae (melon fly), 4517 nucleotides. RefSeq names its product putative ATP-dependent RNA helicase DHX57. Bases 193 to 4038 code for a protein of 1281 amino acids. The record is from RefSeq and is a predicted model, not a curated record. The transcript is spliced from 8 exons. Gene Ontology annotation, cellular component: intracellular anatomical structure. Gene Ontology annotation, molecular function: RNA binding; ATP binding; metal ion binding. Lineage: Eukaryota; Metazoa; Arthropoda; Insecta; Diptera; Tephritidae.
AGAGCAGCUGAUCAUUGCUGACACGUUUAUUGCAUAUCUGCUGGUUGUUGCUUUUUUAUUACAGACUUUCAACUUAUUUAUAAUUUUGGUUAUUUCGCCAGUAGUUGCAAUAAUAGCUAAAUUGUAUAUAAAUAUAGUGAAAUUAACUGUUUACACCUAACAAUAUAUACAUAGUUGUUAUUUGCCUACAACAUGGAACCUGAGCAAGACGAAAACUGGUAUCUGCGCCCACUCUGCGACCCGCGUACAACUAAUGCGCCAAUCAAAGUCGCACCUGCCAAAGUGGCUGUCAAGACCGAAUUGCAAGAAUUGCGGCUCUCGGAGGCAUCACAAAAAAUGACCAUGGAGACGCUGCGUGCAAUACAUGGCCCCGAUUUUCGUCUGAAUGACGCAUCAGUUUACAGCGAUCGCGGUAGUCAUAUGAAAAAAGCUUAUUGGGAAGAUCGUGGUACGUUAGUUGUACAUAGCGUCACCAACUACUCAGCCGACAGUCAAAAGGCAGAAACGCCGGAGGACCGUUUACGUCGUUUCGCUUUACUGAAAUUAGAAAAUUAUGGAUUCGCGCCCUUGCAUUGCGCCGAAGCUUUUGAUCAUUGUAAUAAUGAUACCGAUGCUGCUUUGUUGCUGCUCUAUCGUAAAUAUAUGCGUAUACCAGUUACGCAAUCGGAUGACGAAGCUAAUGAGUUCUUGAAUAAUGAUAUAAGCAAACAAGAACUAUUGGAAAUGCGUAACGACGAAUUAUUAGCCUUAGAAUCUAUUUAUGAUAAAGCUUUUGAGGAGAAGGAGAAAAAUACAGUUUGGAGUUUGAAAUUCAAAAUCGAUCAUUUAAUGAUACACAGUCCGUCAGAGCGACGAAAACGCUCUGGCAUAACUGACAAAGCAACAAAACAAAAAGCGAAACAAACUGUAAAUGGCAAAGCGCGCUGUCGUAAUUAUGACCAAAAUGGCACCUGUCGGUUCGGCAACAAAUGCCGCUUUGCGCAUGUAGCGCCCAUUGUGGAGGAAGGAGAGGGACAGCAGAAAAAGAACGAACAUUUCUUAGAUGGCAACGAAGAGGAUUGGUUCUUUCUUGAAAUACGGUUUCCACCCGAUACCAAAUACCCUUAUGAAGCACCGUUUAUCUACCUCAAAACAACAUGCCACGAUCUACCGCGCGAUAUACUGUUACUUGUAGCGCGUCGUUUAUAUUGCGAGGCGCGCAGCAUUUGCGCCGAUGGCAUGGGUUGUGUCUACAGCAUUUGCGAGGCGAUACAAAGCGAAGAGGCCUACACACAAUUGCCAAAAGGUGAUGCCUAUCCAUUUCCUUCAGAUGCCAAAUCACUUUUCGCCAAUGAUGGCGACGUCGAAGCCACAAUAAAUGGUGGUGAGCCCGAAGUACUGCCUACGCACUAUGAACGUGGUCAGACGUCACAUGCCGAACAACAGCGUUCCACCAAACAAACCGAAAAUGAAGAUCGUGUGCUGCUGCGUAAAUUUCUGCAGCGACAGGAAGACGAAAGAUAUCGUAAAAUGAUGUUGGGACGUCGUAAUUUGCCUGCUUUCGAGAAAAUGCUUGAAAUACUGGAUUUAAUCGAAAAAUCACAGGUCAUUGUGAUAUCCGGCGAGACCGGUUGUGGCAAGUCCACACAAGUACCGCAAUUCAUACUCGACAAUUGGCUAUUCCAAGCAUCCAGACUCAAAGAUUCCAACAAAAUACCACACGUCGAAGUAGUGUGCACACAGCCACGACGUCUGUCCGCCAUCGGUGUGGCUGAGCGUGUAGCUGACGAGCGCACCGAACGUGUGGGUCAAACGGUGGGCUAUCAAAUACGUCUGGAAAAUAAAGUUUCAUCGACCACACGUCUAACCUUCUGCACCACCGGUAUACUUUUACGACGUCUCACAGCCGAUCCAAUGCUAAGUACCGUUUCGCAUGUCAUUGUCGACGAAGUGCACGAAAGAAGUGAAGAAUCCGAUUUUCUACUCAUGAUACUUAAGGAUCUGCUCAAAGAGCGACCCGAACUUAAAGUGAUACUCAUGUCAGCCACUCUGAAUGCCAAAUUAUUUUCGGAAUACUUUGGUGGUGCGCCAGUGUUGGAUAUACCCGGACGCACCUUCCACGUCGAGCAAUUAUUUCUCGAGGACGUGCUGGAAGUAUGUGAUUAUGUAAUGGAAUGUGAUUCACAGUAUUGUCGUAAAAUAACGAAAAAAGAAGAGGAGGAGCUAAUGCGUGAACUGGAAUACUCCGAUGUGAAGUCGGAAGCGGCCGAGCCAGCUAGAAGCAUAAAAGAUGACAAGCUCACCCUGGCGCAGAUGUACGGGCGUUAUAGUGAUUAUUCGAAGAAAACUUGCAAAAGCAUCUACCUCAUGGAACCGAUGAAAAUCAAUCCGGAAUUAGUGGAAUCUGUGCUCAAAUAUAUUGUGGAAGGUGAGCACAAUUGGCCCAAAGAAGGCACAAUAUUAGUAUUUCUACCGGGUCUGCAAGAAAUUCAAACCAUACAUGAAGCGCUCGCCGAUAGCGCACUCUUUGGUAACAGAAGCGGUAACUUCAUUGUCAUACCGUUGCACUCAUCGCUCUCCAGCGAAGAGCAAUCGGCCAUUUUCCGACCAGCCCCCAAAGGUAAACGGAAAAUCGUGCUGAGCACCAACAUUGCGGAGACUUCGCUCACCAUCGACGACUGCGUGUUCGUGGUGGAUUACGGUUUGAUGAAAGAGAAGCGUUUCGAUUCCAAUCGUAACAUGGAAUCACUGGAGUUGGUGUGGGUAUCGCGCGCCAACGCGCUGCAACGCAAAGGACGUGCCGGUCGCGUCAUGCCAGGCGUUUGUAUACAUCUCUUCACCGGCCAUCGUUUCCGCAAUCACUUCCUCUCACAACCCGUACCGGAAAUACACCGUGUACCACUGGAACAGCUGGUGUUGCGCAUUAAAACAUUACCCUGCUUCAGCGCCAAAAAUACGCUAGAAGUGUUGGGCCGCACACUAGAACCGCCCACAGAGGAGAAUAUACUUUCGGCUGUGCGACGUUUGCAGGAUGUUGGCGCUUUGGAUGAGACGCAAGACUUGACGGCAUUGGGUCACCACUUGUCAGCGCUGCCGGUCGAUGUGCGUAUCGGUAAACUCAUGUUAUAUGGCGCCAUCUUCCAGUGUUUGGACAGCGUGCUAACGAUAGCGGCGUGUCUGAGUCACAAAUCGCCCUUUGUUAGUCCGUUUAAUAAACGCGCCGAGGCGGAGAAGCGUAAACGUGAAUUCGCUAUUUGCAAUAGUGAUCACCUAACCAUGUUGUUGGCCUACAAGAAAUGGUUGGAUGUGUCGCGUCGCAACUUCUACGCCAGCCGCAAUUACGCCGAUGAGCACUUUCUGUCUUUGAAAACACUGGAAACCAUUUCCGAGGUGAAAUAUCAGUUCUUGGAACUGCUCGUCUCAAUUGGUUUUGUGCCCAUCAAUAUACCGCGCAAACGCAAGAACGCCAGCGAUAAUAUACUCGAUUUAACUGGUGCCGAUCUAAACAUAAAUGGUGACAACAAUCGUCUGCUAAUUUCGCUGCUGUACGCCGCACUCUAUCCCAACAUUGUAAAGGUGCUCACCCCGGAACGCAGCUACAUCUCGACUGUGGGCGGUGCUAUGGCUAAAAUGCAUACGGCCAAAGAUUUGCGCUUCAAAACACGUCAAGACGGCUAUGUCGCAAUACAUCCGUCAUCGGUGAACGCCAUUGUGGGCAGCUUUCAAUCGCCGUUCCUCAUCUAUCAGGAGAAAGUGAAAACGUCGCGUAUAUUCAUACGUGAGUGCUCUAUGUUGCCACUGGUGCCGUUGGUGUUGUUCGCUGGCAGUGAUUUUAAAAUCGAAUUGCAUGGUGGUGAUUUUGUAUUUCUUCUCGAGGAGGAUUGGAUCAUAUUGAAGGCGCAUACGCAUGAAACGGCCGAGAUGAUACAGUGUUUGCGUUUGGAGCUGUUGAAAUUGUUGGAGGAAAAGAUCAGUGAUCCGUGUCUGAAUUUGCUAAAUCACGAAAAUGGUUUGAAGAUCAUCAAAACCAUUGUACAUCUGAUAACAAAUAAUAACUAAGUGUAAACAUAUGCUUCUCUGUGUGUGUGUGUGUGCGUGUAUGUUUUAGAUAAUCUGAGUGUAUGUGUGUUUGUUAUGAACAAAAUCGUGUGAAAAUUUUUUUUUUUUGAUGCGGCGUAUGCUACAAUUUUGUAAACUUGUAAAACCAACUUUAGUUUUGCAUAUAAUUUUGAAUAAACUAUUUUAAUACGCAAAUGUAAUUUAGCAAAAUUUAAACAGAGAAAUGCAGUGAUUUAUUUAUUAUUAUUUUUUUUACUUAUAAUUAUUAACGAGACAGCAUAAUUUUGAAAUUAAAUUUGAAGUGUGAGGUGUUUCGAAAGCUUAGCAUAUCUUUGGGCGGAUUAGCGCUUGGAAAUCGCCGAUUGUUGUGGUGAAUUCGUUUUAUUUGUGUUUUUUUAUUAAUUUAAAUUCAAAUGAAGAGUUCUUUAAUUUCUUAUAUUAUUUAAAAUAAACAAAAAUAACAAUACUAAUUAAAAAAA